CAUUUGGACUAUACCACAAAUUGAACACUGCAUCAAAAUAUGAAUUGCAUUCUUAAAAGUUUAAAAUUUAGUAAAAAGAAAUGGAUAUUAGCAAGAUCUAUGAGUCUUUUAAUAGAGUCUAUAACACUAGAAUUAAAAGCUAUAGAAGCAGCUGGUACUUGGAAGAAGGAACGAGUAAUUGCGUCGCCUCAACGAGCACGAAUUGUAUUAAAAAAUGGAAUAGAAGCUUUAAACUUUUGUGCAAAUAAUUAUCUAGGUUUAUCAGACAAUAAUGAAGUGAUUUCUGCUGCAAAAAUUGCUUUAGAUAAAUAUGGAGCAGGUUUAAGUUCUGUAAGGUUUAUAUGUGGUACGCAAGAAAUUCAUGUUGAAUUAGAAAAAAAAAUUGCUAGAUUUCACGGCAGAGAAAAUGCUAUCCUCUAUGCAUCUUGUUUUGAUGCAAAUGCUGGAUUAUUUGAGACAUUAUUAACAUCCGAAGAUACUGUUUUAAGUGACGAGCUCAAUCAUGCCUCUAUCAUUGACGGCAUCAGAUUGUGUAAAGCAAAAAAACACAGGUACAAGCAUAGAGAUAUGGUAGAUUUAGAAAAUAAGCUGCAGGAUAGUAUGUCAUCGCGAUUGCGACUGAUUGCAACUGAUGGUGUGUUUUCUAUGGAUGGUACUGUCACACCACUACCAAAAAUACUAGAACUUGCAAAGAAAUAUUGUGCUCUUACAUUUGUAGACGACUGUCACGCUACUGGAUUUUUUGGAAAUAGUGGAAGAGGCACAGAAGAUUAUUUUAAUCAACUAGGAAGCAUUGAUAUUAUUAACUCUACACUGGGCAAAGCUUUAGGUGGAGCAGCAGGUGGUUACACAACUGGUAAAAAGGAACUCAUUGAUUUAUUAAGGCAGCGUAGCAGACCAUAUUUAUUUUCCAAUUCAUUACCACCCCCUGUAGUUGCAUCAGCAAGUAAGGUCAUGGAUUUAAUAAUAAACUCUACAGAAAUUUUGGAUCGUUUAAAAAGUAACACUAAUCUAUUUAGAAGUAAUAUGAAAAAAGCUGGUUUUACAAUUAGUGGUGAUAAUCAUCCUAUCUGUCCUAUUAUGAUAGGAGAUGCAAGAUUGACCACAGAAUUUGCUGAUAAAAUGAUGGAACAAGGAAUUUAUGUCACUGGUUUUAGUUACCCUGUAGUACCAAAAGGUAAAGCACGAAUACGCGUUCAAAUCAGUGCUGCACAUUCACAAAAUGACAUAGAACAUGCUAUAAAUGCAUUUGUAUAUAAUGCGAGAAAACUAAAAAUUAUUAAAUGA
Molecule: messenger RNA, 1287 nt
Organism: Eufriesea mexicana
Lineage: Eukaryota; Metazoa; Arthropoda; Insecta; Hymenoptera; Apidae
Product: 2-amino-3-ketobutyrate coenzyme A ligase, mitochondrial
Exons: 7
Coding region: 40-1287 (415 amino acids)
Biological process (GO): biosynthetic process; L-threonine catabolic process
Cellular component (GO): mitochondrion
Molecular function (GO): glycine C-acetyltransferase activity; pyridoxal phosphate binding
Source: RefSeq, a predicted model, not a curated record